This is a messenger RNA of Frankliniella occidentalis (western flower thrips), 1344 nucleotides long. Its product is annotated as carbohydrate-responsive element-binding protein-like. Lineage: Eukaryota; Metazoa; Arthropoda; Insecta; Thysanoptera; Thripidae. The record is from RefSeq and is a predicted model, not a curated record. The transcript is spliced from 2 exons. The annotation marks the transcript as partial.
AUGCCGGACGCGGCUAGGCUGGACCGCGAGCGGGACUGGGAGCGCAGGGCGCGGAACCACUACAACUACCACCACCCGCUGGUCCACCAGCGCGCCUCCCUCGACGGGCACCUGCCGCGCAGCCCGCACCACGUUCACCACCACCACCACCGCGACGGGACGCAGACCGUGACCUUGACGGCGGAGCUAGGGCCUCCGCUGCUGCCGCCGCCGCUGCAGCAGCAUCAGCUGACUGAUAAGGAGGUGCCGGCCGGCGCAAGGUCGGCCGGCCCGUGUCCCUCAGUGAGCGGCGACCCGUCGGCAGAGGCGUCCGCCCUGGCGUCCGCGCGCACCCCGCCCGUGCCGCCCGUCAAGUUCUGCGCGUCCUCCGUCAAGGCGCGCCUCGAGUCGUCCCCGUCGUCGCGGCCUUGCUCUGGGCCCUCGCCCACCCCGACCCCAACGCCGGCCGCCACACCGCGGCCCGGCAGCGACCAGCCCGAGCGUGCCGAGCUGCGCUACGAGCCGCCCGCCGUGGUGUGCAGCCUGGAGCUGCUGGAGCCCGUGCUGGAGCCGCUCCGCAGUGAGAUCGUGUUCCACACGUCGCCGCUCGCCGACGGCCCGCCCUCCACCAGCGCCGACACGAGCAAGGCUCUGGAGGCGCUCGAUGAGGCGACGCAGAACCUACUCCAUGACUCAGAGCCGCUGCAGCAGCAGCCGAAGCCCGCCGAGAUGCUGGAGCCUGUGCUCUUGAACGUGCAAUACUGGCCGGGUGGCUCGGGCGGCCCCCAGCGUGCGGUCCACCACCUGCCGGAGCCGCUGCAGGCGCCCCAAAAGCCCCACUGCGACAGCCCCGUGUACCAGGAGCCCUUCCAGGGCCCGCAGGAGGCCCGCGAGGAGAGCCCCGUCUACGCGCAGCCCUACCGCCCUUCGCCGGCCACCCACCGGACUGAGGUGGUCAUAAAGUACGAUGAGGGCCCGCCCAUCUCCGAACACUUCGAACGGACCUGCGUCACCGGCCCCCGCCACGAGGACGACGGCGAGCAGCACAAGUCCAGCCGACUCGUCCCCAUUCAGGACCUGUUCCGGGGCAGGAAGGAGAACAGCCACAGCUUGACGCGUCGGCUUAUCCCGUCUGCGCCGAGCUCGGAGGACGACGCCGGCGUCCUCCAGGGCAGCCCCACGCUCAAGACCCGCAGCGUGCACCACCACCACCCCGCGCACCGCCCGGCACUGCCCGCUGUUGACGUCCGGAGCUGCCUCAACCUGAUGGCCUGCCGCCUCCCGCAAAACCAGCAGUCCCUGGAGGAGGACGCCGAGGCCGAGCGCAACGACGACGAGGAGGCCGUUUUAGCUUCCGCCUGCACU